ACAGGCAGCUUUAAGACCCAGAGCGAAAAGACUUUGGUUUGGUUUUGGGUUGGACAACUACUGAGAGUAGCAGAGACUCCUAUCGCCUGCUUCACAGCCAGAGGAUCGGCACUGAUCCAUAUGUAGAUAUGUCAUCUACGCUACACACUAUACAGUGAAUUGCCAUGGAGACACCUGAUUUUGUCCAGGAAAAAUUAACCGAAUGGGGCUUCAAUGAUUUAGUCCAGAGAUUUGAAGAUGAAGGUAUUGACAAGGAGAUCUUUCUAAAUCUUGAAGAUACCAACAUCAAUGUCUUGAUUCCUAAAAUUGGACCAAGAGUCAAAUUCAAACAGAGACUCAAAGAAUACUUACAGUGGAAAUCAAUGGAGACAUGUCAUUUUGUCCAGGAUAAAUUAACUGAAUGGAAUCUCAGUGAGUUGAUUUACAGAUUUGAAGACGAAGGCAUUGACAAGGAGACGUUCUUAAUUCUCGAGGAGUCAGGCAACUUCAAGGUCUUGAUUCCUAAAAUUGGACCAAGAGUAAAAUUCAGAAAGAAACUCAGAGAAUACUUACAGGCCCUGAAAAGAAAGCACGCUGAUACUCCUGAAAUGAUCGACCCUGAAAAUGACACAAACUCAGACCAAGAGGACAUCCCUGAACUGGCCCUGAAAAGAAAGCACGCUGAUACUCCUGAAAUUAUGGACACUGAAAUUGACACAAAUUCAGACCAAGACGACAUCCCUGAACUGGAACCAACUAUUUUUCCAUGGCACUUUGAGUCCCCUUCAACAUCUGACACAGAUCGAGACAAUGAGAUGAGUGAGGAGCCAAUGUCCAACAGUAACUCGAGUACUGGCCUACUUGCGGUGAUACUCUUCAUUUUGCGUCACCAUCUAACUGUGGCUGUGGGUAACUUAAUGGCUCUAUUGAAUUUUCUGAGCCCUAACCUGGUUGUUGCAUCAAAGUAUCUCUCUGAUAAGAUUAUUGCCUUGUGUACUGUAUUUUAUUGCCAUCGCUGUCAAAACUACAUGGGAACAAAUCCUCAUGAUGCUGCUUGUCCGCAAUGUGGUACGAUGUUCAACAAAGAAAGCAGUACUAAAAAUGGACAUUUCUUUUUGUCUGCAUCGCUGAAAGACCUUCUGAAAGAUAUCCUUAAGAUCCAUGGCACCGAGUUGUUACCUAAAACAGCUGCCCAAAGGAAUAUCAUUAAAGAUGUAAUGGAUGGGAGGAUGUACCAGAAUCUUUUGAAACGAGGAAGAUUAGGUGCAGAUGACCUUACAUUGUCAUGGAAUAGUGAUGGCAUACCAAUUUAUAACUCACCCAUUCAUUCAUACUCGAUUUGGCCCCUUCAAUUUAUUAUAAAUGAACUCCCUUACACACAAAGACAGGAAAAUGUGAUAGUUGCAGGACUUUGGUUUGGCCCAAAACCACCUAAGAUGAACACAUUUCUAAAGCCUUUCAUAGAUGAAUGUCGUGAUUUAGCACACAAUCCCUUUCAGUGGAGCGACAGCAAUGGCACAGUUCACCAAUCAAAAGUCUUCUCCUUGAUUUGCUCCUCUGACGCCAUAGCAAGGCCACUCCUCCGGAAUUGCACACAAUUCAAUGGUGAAUAUGGUUGUGACUGGUGUUUACACCCUGGCAUGAUGGUCAAAAAAGGCAAUGGAUAUAUGAGGUCCUACCCAUAUGAUGAAGAGAAACAAGUAGCAAGGUCAAAUGAAACGUUUAAGAAUAAUGCAACACAGGCUAAAAAAGGGGUAAAAGGAUUGUCCUUGCUUUGCGAACUUCCCUUUUUCGAUAUAGUUUUUGGAUUUGUACCAGAGUAUUUGCACUCUGUUCUACUAGGUGUGUCCAAACAACUUAUGUCUCUGUGGUUGGACAGAGUCAACUCUGAGAAACCUUGGUAUGUAGGUCAACAGAUUUCAAAAAUGGAUUCCCGUCUUCUCUGUCUAAGGCCUCCAUUAGAAAAAAAAGAAAACACAUCUGUGCAAUCACUGAAGUGUAGGGAUUCUUGGAAAGCAUCAGAGUGGCGAGCAUUCCUUUUAUUUUAUGCUAUUAGUGUCCUUCCUGGCAUCCUGCCGCUUACAUUUCUGGACCAUUAUUUUCACCUGUCAUUUAGUAUUCACAUUCUGCUACAAGAAUCAAUAUCCCAACAUGAACUUGAGCUGGCCCAUGAGUCCUUGGUGCACUUUGUAAAAUACAUGAAAGUACUCUAUGGUGAAGAAAAUGUGUCUUUCAACUGCCAUCAGUUAAUCCACUUAACUGAAAGUGUACUGGACUGGGGGCCUCUCUGGGCAACAUCAGCAUUUAGUUUUGAGAGAAACAAUGGAAAUUUAAGAGCUCUGCUUAAAGGUGUAAAUGAUUACCCUCGACAAAUUCACCAGAUGUUUCUCAUUUGGCAGCAUAUACCCAGACACCUUAGUUCUUUAGUUUUCAACAAUCAAUCAGAUUUUGGUGAGUUAUUAGACAAGCUCACACCAGUACAAGAAGGCAGUGGCUCUGACAAAGCCCUUGGAAAAUCACGCGAUCUGGAUCUCACAGGAUCCACAAAACUAGCAAUAGAAGAGCUCCUAAAUCGACCAGUUCUUGUCAAAUCAGUAGAGGCUUAUGACAGCUUCACUAAUGGAAACACUGUUUAUCACUCUACAAACUGUAAAGAGAUAGACAAGAAAGCCUGUGUUAUUAAACUUAAGAAUGGCUGCUGUGGAGAAAUAAAGUUGAUUCUACUUUUUAAAGAGAACUGUGUUUGCACAGCCGCCUGUUUGUGUCAGGCUGUUCCAGUCAUUGUGGUCAAUCUGUAUGACAUCAAACCUGGUACAUUGUUCAGCAUAACCCAUCCGUCUGAGACUAUCUUUGUAAGAGUUGAAAGGACAGAUCAACCUAAAGCUUUCUUCUUAGAGGAUAUCAGGUAUAAAUGUAAGUAUGUGGAUGGUUGGCUUGUGCCUGUACCAAACACAUUUGAGAGAUAUUAGAGUCACUGCAGGGCUAAAGCAUUUGCAGCAGAGAAAUUGUGAUCAGUAACCACAUACAAUAGAUUGAAUUUGCCUUGUCAUCAACUUAUUACUUAAAAUUAUAAUCAGCAACCCUUCAGUGUUUCCAUGUUCCUUUUUCAAGUUUUUCGUCUCUUUUUCUGGUGCCAGCAGGUGAGUUGCUAUGUAUGUAUGUAUGUCAGGAAGAUCUAAAACUAUGGACUACUGGCCCCUGGGCGUUGUCUUUGACGUGUAAAUACAUUUUUAUUUAGUGAGUAUAUGGCAAUGGAGGAGUUGAAGUGUUGAGCAUGCAAUGACUGGAAUAGUUCAUAACAGUGGAUGCCAAAUAACAUAUCUCUCCAAAACUGA
Perca flavescens (yellow perch) is the source of this 3314-nucleotide messenger RNA. RefSeq lists its product as uncharacterized. Lineage: Eukaryota; Metazoa; Chordata; Actinopteri; Perciformes; Percidae. The coding region runs from base 165 to 2948 and encodes 927 amino acids. The transcript is spliced from 9 exons. The record is from RefSeq and is a predicted model, not a curated record.